Messenger RNA from Striga hermonthica, 486 nucleotides. The record is from the annotation of a GenBank genome assembly. Lineage: Eukaryota; Viridiplantae; Streptophyta; Magnoliopsida; Lamiales; Orobanchaceae.
AUGGGAAAGCUUAUCGGCAUUUUCGCAUGUUUCUUGAUAGUGACUUUGGACGUCAUUGCCGGCAUUCUCGGAAUCAAAGCCGAAGCCGCUCAAAACCAGGAAAAGCAUUUGAGGCUAUGGAUAUUCGAGUGCAAAGAGCCAAGCCAUGAUGCAUUCGUCCUUGGUGUAGCUGCGGCUACUCUUCUUGCAUUGGCUCAUGUUUUAGCCAAUUUGGUGGGAGGGUGCAAUAUUUGCAGCCAAGAAGAGUUCCAUAAAGCUCCACCUAGCAAGAAGAUCUCUGUGGCUUGCCUUGUUUUCACUUGGAUAAUAGUGGCGGUUGGGUUGUCGAUGCUGGUGAUUGGGACAAUGGCGAACAGAAAGUCGAGGGCUUCGUGUGGAUUCACGCACCACCAUUUUCUAUCGACAGGCGGGAUUUUGUGCAUGGUUCAUGCACUCUUUGCAGUCGCCUAUUAUGUUACUUCAAGUGCUUCAUUGAACGUAGUUUGA